AUGAGACUCCUCGAUGUGACGACCCUCCAGAUGGCGGACUUUUUCGGAGUCGAUGUACCGAGAUAUGCCAUCCUGUCUCAUACUUGGGGUAGGGAGGAAGUCUCGUACCAGGAUAUGUUGCAGGGCCGCCACUCUCAAGUUCUCGGAAAGAAGGGCGCCAGCAAGAUCCAGGCGGCGUGCCUACGUGCCAGGCGGGACGAUCUGCAUUACGUAUGGAUUGACACCUGCUGCAUUGACAAAACAAGCAGUGCGGAGCUUUCAGAAGCUAUCAACUCCAUGUUCGCGUGGUACAAGCGAGCGACCGUCUGUUACGCCUACCUGGAUGAUGUCAAUGCCGACCUCAAUCAAUACGCGCACAUUCAAGUUGAUACCGCGCCAACACCAAAAGAACUCGAUCAGAUCAUUGAGUCUGAUUUUGCCCGCAGUAGAUGGUUCACUAGAGGGUGGACGCUGCAGGAAUUAAUUGCUCCCCAGAAUUUGAAGUUUUAUGGUGCAGAUUGGAAGUACAUUGGUGAAAAGAAGUCCAUGGCAGGUAUAUUGAGUCAUAUAACAGGCGUCGAGGAAAGGAUUCUCGCAGGACGCAUGCAGUUAAACCGGGUCAGUGUGGCACAAAAACUUUCGUGGGCCUCGAGUAGAGUGACUACACGUGUGGAGGAUAUGUCCUAUUGUUUGCUCGGCAUCUUCGACAUUAACAUGCCUCUUCUCUAUGGUGAGGGCAGCAGGGCGUUUGAGAGAUUCCAAGAGGAAAUUGCGCGUACGACGAAUGACCAAUCGCUAUUCGCAUGGGAGACAACCGGCUACGAUCACGGAAGCCUGCUUGCGCCGGAUAUCAGCUGCUUUUCUCGAGCAGGCAAAAUCAUAACUUGGGACAGAUUGGAAGAUUCCGGGCCAUUCGCUUUCACCAAUUCUGGGCUCGAAAUCCGUCUACCAUCGCUUUCGGUUGGCACUGAUCCCACCAAACGUUCGGCGAUAUUAGCCUGUCCAUCGGCCAGAAUCUUCCGCAUUGCCUCACAGUCACAUCGCCUCGCCGUUGUCGAUAUCAAGGCUGCUGAGAAGGCAGAGUUAAGGGAUGUUUUCAUUUUACGGAUGCCAUCCUCUACCGUGGAAGAAGGCUUCUCAACAUCACAAGAAAGUGUAAAGAUUUGGGUUCGUCUCGAAGUUGAUAAUAACGCUACAACAGCCCCAGAAUUUGAAGUUGUUGACUCAUUCCCGCCUCAAUUUUGGAAUAGGGAAACGUUGACGUUUUGGAUGCGGAAAGAAAACAGGGUUCAAGGCGCUGUUCAUCUACUCAGCAAGGAUGGCGAUGAAUUUGUCAUCGCAGUUGGUUUCACACGAACCAAAACCAGGUUCUCCAUCUCCUCAUUUUCCUCCCAAUGGGUCCAUAUCAUGCCAGUAGACGAACGACUGACUUUGGAGCAAUUAUGUCAUCAAGCCAGCAUCGUUCAGUUUGGUGUGGAUACAGCAACCACGUCUCAUUUCGAGCAGGCACAGUGGACAGUGGAAGCGGCAAUCAAUCUGAGCACCAUCAUGGGCGAAGUGGUUUUUGUGGCCGAUGUCAACGUUUCUCAGAGGUAA
Neoarthrinium moseri is the source of this 1575-nucleotide messenger RNA. RefSeq lists its product as uncharacterized. The transcript has 2 exons. The record is from RefSeq and is a predicted model, not a curated record. The coding region runs from base 1 to 1575 and encodes 524 amino acids. NCBI's taxonomy places the organism in Eukaryota, Fungi, Ascomycota, Sordariomycetes, Amphisphaeriales, Apiosporaceae.